AUCGGCUUCGUCCACUCGGGUAAUCUGGGUCGGGUUUUUUCGCUCCGAGGAGGACAUCGUCUCUUGUGUACAUCUCACUUCCGUGUUUGGUGUGUCCCCACGAAGGGUUUACGCUUUUCUUCGAAUAUACAAAUAAUCAAGUGUUGCUUCAGAGAUGGCUAUGGUGAAGAGUGGCUGGCUCCACCGACAAAGCACCAUACUUCGUCGGUGGAAAAGAAACUGGUUUGACUUGUGGGCUGACGGACGACUUGUCUUCUACAACGAUCAGCAACGCCGCGACAUGGAGGACGAUAUUCACAUGAGGGUCGACUGCAUCAACAUCCGCAACUCUGCUGCAUGUCAAGAGCUGAACCCACCGGAGGGAAAGAUGCGAGAUGCCCUGCUCCAGAUAGUGUGCAGAGACGGACGGGUCAUCAGCCUGUGUGCAGACAGUGCGGACGAUGCUCUGGCAUGGACCAUGGCACUUCAGGAUGCCCGAAUCAAUGCAGUGGUCGCUGCUCCUCAGAUCAACUUUGCACAGGAAGUGAUGGCGUCUGCUCCACCCCCCUACUCAGAAUAUGCACCCCCACCUCAGGCUUAUGCCCCAGGCCCGUAUGGAGACUAUGCUGCACCUCCCCCACAUGCUACCCAGAUUGUAUACUCUCCUGAUGGGCAGCCCUAUGCUGUUGCUUAUCCUUACCAGUACCAAGGUGCGUACCCUUCUCCGGGAGUGAACCACGUCAUUAUUCAGGAGCGUCAGCGCAACGAUGGAGGAGAUGUAGCUCUGGGCAUGCUCACUGGAGCGGUGACUGGUUUGGCACUUGGCUCUCUCUUCUCUGUCUUUUAGUGUCUUGAUUAACGUACAAUUAGUAGCACAUAAUUCCCCCCGUCUGCACAGAAUUUGGCUUCUUCCUUGUGCCCUCACAUGAGUUGGAGAGAAAUGUGUCUGUUGGGCUACUUCCAUCAAUGAAGCAUGAUUGUGAUGGGCAGGCAAACUACUCAAUGUGUCCUUUACAUACAGCGAAUACUGUUAGCACUUUCUAAUCUGCCCUCUGGCAGUUUCCCCACUCCCUUUGUGUCGUCUGAAAAUGAAUGUUUUUAAUCAAAACAAAUAGUUAUUCACUUUAAGAGUUAUUUGAAUGAUGGGAAAGAUUCUACUCGUUAUGAACACUUCUGGUCUUCAUCGGGUUUGUUUCUGUUUCAUGGAGCACAUUUAUCAUUUGUAUUUGCAGGAUUACAACAGCCAUGAAUUGAUAUUUGUUUUACUUUUUUUACAUAGUGUUUGUGUUUCGGUUUACUGUACCUUCUCUGAUUUAAUUUGACAUGUUUUGGUUGUGAGUAUACAGUGUUUUUUCUCAGCUCAUUAGGUUAUUUGUGGCAGAUAAGAUGAGAUGAGAGUUGUGUUAGGGGGAACGUGCACACAAAGCAAUAAUCACCGUCACUGUAGCAUGAUGGAAUCUGGUUGAGAUGGACGUCUGGUGUUGUCUUCACAAAUACUUCUGUAUGAGGAAACACUGGCAAGGGAAGGGAAAAGGGACGUCACUCCUCUCGACUCAUAUGUAUAUUUGCAUGCAUUAUUUAUGGUCCUGUUUUCAUUGGCAGCUGUGGAAUAAUACUUUUCAUUUCUUUUGUAAAGUUUGUCUGACCUCAGUAUUUUAUUUUCAUUUCAAUGUGCAUAAAAUACUUAAUCAUCCCUCGAGAUUUAGCUACAUUUCAAAUUGGCCACGACUUUACAUUUUCUCUCCAAACGACUUGAAUGUUUUCAUUUCCAUUAUUCAUCUUAAUUUUGGCUGCACAUAUUCACUUCAACAUGGCAACUUCUGCUACAUGUAAACCCUUUGGUUUGCUUUUCAAAUAAAGACAUGGCAUACGUUCAAUAAUGACAAGAACCCAAUAGAUGUAUACGACAAAUGAUUUCAGUUUUACAGAUGAUCAGAUUGUGCAAGCAGCGUAACACUGAUGUCAUUUUUCUACAGGUCUUGAAUUGAUGUAAAAUAAAUUCUAUUUCUCUUAACAAAUGUACUUAAUAAAUAAUGAUUUAUCCUGCAUUUAAAACGAAA
Scophthalmus maximus (turbot) is the source of this 2039-nucleotide messenger RNA. RefSeq names its product pleckstrin homology domain containing, family B (evectins) member 2 (gene plekhb2). Gene Ontology annotation, biological process: regulation of cell differentiation. The coding region runs from base 155 to 826 and encodes 223 amino acids. Gene Ontology annotation, cellular component: membrane. The transcript is spliced from 8 exons. The record is from RefSeq and is a predicted model, not a curated record. NCBI's taxonomy places the organism in Eukaryota, Metazoa, Chordata, Actinopteri, Pleuronectiformes, Scophthalmidae.